Molecule: messenger RNA, 918 nt
Organism: Suillus subalutaceus
Lineage: Eukaryota; Fungi; Basidiomycota; Agaricomycetes; Boletales; Suillaceae
Exons: 2
Coding region: 1-918 (305 amino acids)
Source: RefSeq, a predicted model, not a curated record
AUGGAUCUCACUCAGCUCGAUCAUGUUCUCGAACGUUUGGCAUCGCGCUACAAGGUGAACACCCAGGAGGUGUUGGACAAAUGGUUGGAGUCGCGACAGGUCCGUGAUCCUGAGGGAUGGAGGCUCCUUGAUGGAAUACCUUGCAUCAUUGGUGGGUUGACAGCGCUUCUCGGGACCCUAGAAGGACGAGGGGGAAACUUCCCAUGGAAGACACUACCUACCGUUCUAGCCCAUCGUGGGUGUAUCCUCGAAAACUACCCUGACAAAAUCCUUCUGCCCGGCGAGAGACGUUUGACACUGGCAAAGAGCAAGGGCAUACACGACCUCACAAUGUAUGAGCGCUUCAAACUUGCGGAUGCCCUCAAGAAAAACGCCCUCACUGUCAAAUCUGUUGCGACAGACGCUCGCAAAGGUCUUACGGCCUCAUGUGUCCCUGUCAUCGUUGGAGAAGCGCCCAUUAAUUCACUUCACACUCGCGGGCGACGAAUGUUUGCCAAUGGACGCAUAGAUAGGCUUGGCCUGACCCGUCUGCGCAACACCUCUCAUUCAACUUCUGGCCCCACGUCAUCUAAUUCGCGCAGACUCCGUAUGUUCGUAGAGGUACCACUGGCGCCGCCCUCCUGGAGGUUGAAGGCGAUUCAGCAACAUUCGCCAGUUGCUGGACCCAGUCAUAGCAACCUCAUCCCACAGAUCGCCGCUAUCAACAAUGAAGACACAGGAGUCAGCAAUCCCGCUACCGAGGACGAAGGAGAAAUUGAUCAGCUUGUCAGUUCGCAGCCUGUAGGAGAGAACUUGAUCUGUGAGCUGCUCGUGCCUCUCUCUCAUGUUCACGCAAUUAAUAUGACCCGCAAGAGCCUCUCUUUGACCCUCGUGAACCUCUGUUUCAUUCUUGCGAGCCUCCCGUCAUGCAUAUACUAA